CUCCCCAAUCGAUUGGGUUGGGUUUGCGGGUGGACCGAUGACGGUGGCCGCCGCACGCUGCCUCAUUCUCACCCCCACCAUCUCCUCCUCCGCCGCCGCCGCCGCCGCCGUCCUCCGGCUCCCCCGGAUCGCCCGCCGCCGCCCGCUCUCCUGCUCGGCCUCGCCGCUCGCCGUGUUCGCCUCCAUGGACUCGCCGCCCGAGGGCUACCGCACCAACGUCGGCAUCUGCCUCGCCGACCCCUCCCUCACCAAGAUCUUCUCCGCGUCCAGGAUCGACAUCCCCACCGCGUGGCAGAUGCCUCAGGGUGGGAUAGACCCAGGGGAAGAGCCGCGAGCAGCUGCCAUCAGGGAAUUGAGGGAAGAAACCGGUGUUAGAUCCGCCGAGAUUGUCGCCGAGGCCCCCAAUUGGUUGACAUAUGAUUUCCCCGCGGAUGUCAAAGACAAGCUGAAUGCUAGGUGGGGAACAAACUGGAAGGGCCAGGCUCAGAAGUGGUUUCUAUUUAGGCUUACCGGUGGUGAUGACGAGAUCAACCUGAUGGGGGAUGGAUCCGAGAAGCCAGAGUUUUCCGAGUGGGCAUGGAUGACCCCUAAACAAGUGAUUGAGAAGGCUGUUGAUUUCAAGAAACCUGUCUACGAGGAGACACUGAAGCACUUCGCCCCAUAUCUACAGUCAGAUCCAGCAGCUUCGUCAUAAUAGACUUGUGCAGCCUCCCACAAGCUUUAUUCAUGUGUAGGGGAGCUGUGUCGCCAAUAAUCUCUCGAAAAUGUACCGGGGCCAGGUGCACGAGUAUUUCUGGAACGUCUCGGCAUAUCGCCACGGGCUGUUUCUCCCGGCAUUGGAUCCUCCAGUAGACUGAUCAUGCUCGAUGAGUUGAGUACGCUGCCGUCGCAAUAAUAAUCUCGCCACAGUUCCCUUCCCGUGGCCUGUUUGGUUUA
Hordeum vulgare subsp. vulgare (domesticated barley) is the source of this 936-nucleotide messenger RNA. Its product is annotated as nudix hydrolase 26, chloroplastic-like. NCBI's taxonomy places the organism in Eukaryota, Viridiplantae, Streptophyta, Magnoliopsida, Poales, Poaceae. Gene Ontology annotation, biological process: ribose phosphate metabolic process; nucleoside phosphate metabolic process. Gene Ontology annotation, cellular component: chloroplast. Gene Ontology annotation, molecular function: bis(5'-adenosyl)-pentaphosphatase activity; guanosine-3',5'-bis(diphosphate) 3'-diphosphatase activity. The coding region runs from base 38 to 694 and encodes 218 amino acids. The transcript has 6 exons. The record is from RefSeq and is a predicted model, not a curated record.